Molecule: messenger RNA, 3366 nt
Organism: Dipodomys ordii (Ord's kangaroo rat)
Lineage: Eukaryota; Metazoa; Chordata; Mammalia; Rodentia; Heteromyidae
Gene: Ehmt2
Product: euchromatic histone-lysine N-methyltransferase 2
Exons: 24
Coding region: 43-3051 (1002 amino acids)
Cellular component (GO): nucleus
Molecular function (GO): protein-lysine N-methyltransferase activity; histone methyltransferase activity; p53 binding
Source: RefSeq, a predicted model, not a curated record
CCAGUCCCUGAGAAGCGGCCCCCAGAAGUGCAGCAUUUCCGCAUGAGUGAUGAUGUGCAUUCGCUGGGGAAGGUAACUUCAGAGGUGGCCAAAAGGAGGAAGCUGAACUCUGCAGGUGGCCUGUCAGAGGAGUUGAAUUCUGCAAGGGGUUCCGGAGAAGUGUCCCUGGACAAGGGGCACCCCAGGUCCCUAGAGGAGUGGGAAACAGUGGUAGGCGAUGACUUCAGUCUCUACUAUGACUCCUACUCUGUGGAUGAACGCGUGGAUUCUGACAGUAAGUCUGAAGUUGAAGCUCUGGCUGAGCAACUGAGUGAAGAGGAGGAGGAGGAGGAAGAGGAAGAGGAGGAAGAAGAGGAGGAGGAGGAGGAAGAAGAGGAAGAGGAGGAAGAUGAGGAGUCAGGCAAUCAGUCAGAUAGAAGUGGCUCUAGUGGCAGGCGCAAGGCCAAGAAGAAAUGGCGGAAGGACAGCCCAUGGGUGAAACCCUCUCGGAAACGUCGGAAGCGGGAGCCUCCUCGGGCCAAGGAGUUGCGAGGAGUGAAUGGUGUGGGCUCCUCAGGCCCCAGUGAGUACAUGGAAGUCCCUCUGGGGUCCCUGGAGCUGCCCAGCGAGGGGACCCUCUCCCCCAACCACGCUGGGGUGUCCAAUGACACAUCUUCGCUGGAAACAGAGCGCGGCUUUGAGGAGCUGCCCCUCUGCAGCUGUCGCAUGGAAGCACCCAAGAUUGACCGAAUCAGCGAACGGGCAGGGCACAAGUGCAUGGCUACCGAGAGCGUGGAUGGAGAGCUGUCGGGCUGCAAUGCCGCCAUCCUCAAACGGGAAACCAUGAGGCCCUCCAGCCGCGUGGCCCUGAUGGUGCUCUGUGAGACCCACCGUGCCCGCAUGGUCAAACACCACUGCUGCCCAGGCUGUGGCUACUUCUGCACAGCAGGUACCUUCCUGGAAUGUCACCCCGACUUCCGGGUGGCCCACCGCUUCCACAAGGCCUGUGUGUCCCAGCUCAAUGGGAUGGUCUUCUGUCCACACUGUGGAGAAGAUGCUUCGGAAGCCCAGGAGGUGACCAUCCCACGGGGCGAUGGGGGAACCCCUCCAGCUGGAACAGUAGCCCCUGCGCCCCCACCCCUGGCCCAGGACGCCCCAGGCAGAGCAGAUACUUCGCAGCCCAGCGCCCGGAUGAGAGGGCAUGGAGAGCCCCGGCGCCCACCCUGUGAUCCCCUGGCUGACACCAUCGACAGCUCGGGCCCUUCUCUCACCCUGCCCAAUGGGGGCUGUCUCUCAGCGGUGGGACUGCCACCCGGGCCAGGUCGGGAGGCCCUGGAGAAGGCCCUGGUUAUCCAGGAGUCAGAAAGGCGGAAGAAGCUCCGUUUCCACCCCCGGCAGUUGUACCUCUCCGUGAAACAGGGAGAGCUGCAGAAAGUGAUCCUGAUGCUGUUAGACAACCUGGACCCCAACUUCCAGAGUGACCAGCAGAGCAAGCGCACAGCCCUGCAUGCAGCUGCCCAAAAGGGCUCAUUGGAAAUCUGCCAUGUGCUGCUGCAGGCUGGAGCCAACAUCAAUGCAGUGGAUAAACAGCAGCGGACGCCCCUGAUGGAGGCUGUGGUGAACAACCACCUGGAUGUGGCACGCUACAUGGUACAGCGUGGCGGCUGUGUCUACAGCAAGGAGGAGGAUGGUUCCACCUGCCUCCACCACGCAGCCAAAAUUGGGAACUUGGAGAUGGUCAGCCUGCUGCUGAGCACGGGACAGGUGGACGUCAAUGCCCAGGACAGCGGCGGGUGGACCCCCAUCAUCUGGGCAGCAGAACACAAGCACAUUGACGUGAUUCGCAUGCUGCUCACACGGGGUGCUGAUGUCACCCUUACCGACAAUGAGGAAAACAUCUGCCUGCACUGGGCCUCCUUCACUGGCAGCGCUGCCAUUGCUGAGGUCCUGUUGAAUGCCCGUUGUGACCUGCAUGCUGUCAACUACCACGGGGACACACCCCUGCACAUUGCCGCUCGGGAGAGCUACCACGACUGCGUGCUGUUGUUCUUGUCACGUGGGGCCAACCCCGAGCUGCGGAACAAAGAAGGGGACACAGCCUGGGACCUGACACCUGAGCGCUCCGAUGUAUGGUUUGCGCUUCAGCUCAACCGCAAGCUGCGGCUUGGGGUGGGAAAUCGGGCCAUCCGCACCGAGAAGAUCAUCUGCCGAGACGUGGCUCGAGGCUAUGAGAAUGUGCCGAUUCCUUGUGUGAAUGGUGUGGAUGGAGAACCUUGCCCUGAGGAUUACAAGUACAUCUCAGAGAACUGUGAGACAUCUACCAUGAACAUUGACCGAAAUAUCACCCACCUGCAGCACUGCACCUGUGUGGAUGACUGUUCCAGCUCCAACUGCCUAUGUGGCCAACUCAGCAUCCGCUGCUGGUACGACAAGGAUGGGCGGCUGCUCCAGGAAUUUAACAAGAUCGAGCCCCCCCUGAUCUUUGAGUGUAACCAGGCCUGCUCCUGCUGGAGAAACUGCAAGAACCGCGUGGUACAGAGUGGCAUCAAGGUUCGACUGCAGCUCUACCGAACAGCCAAGAUGGGCUGGGGGGUCCGCGCCCUGCAGACAAUCCCCCAGGGGACUUUCAUUUGCGAGUACGUCGGGGAGCUGAUCUCCGAUGCUGAGGCUGAUGUCAGAGAGGAUGAUUCCUACCUCUUCGACUUAGACAACAAGGAUGGAGAGGUGUACUGCAUCGAUGCUCGUUACUACGGCAACAUUAGCCGCUUCAUCAACCACCUGUGUGAUCCCAACAUCAUCCCUGUCCGGGUCUUCAUGCUGCACCAAGACCUGCGAUUUCCACGCAUUGCUUUCUUCAGUUCCCGAGACAUUCGGACGGGGGAGGAACUAGGGUUUGACUAUGGUGACCGCUUUUGGGACAUUAAAAGCAAAUACUUCACCUGUCAGUGUGGCUCUGAGAAGUGCAAGCACUCAGCUGAGGCCAUUGCUUUGGAGCAGAGCCGGCUGGCCCGCCUGGACCCCCACCCUGAGCUACUACCAGAGCUCGGCUCCCUGCCCCCUGCCAACACCUGACAAUGGACCACACCCUCCCUUCUCUGACACUGGUGGCCACCAGCUCAACAGCCCUCUGCUAUCUGAUGCUCACAGCCCCAAUUUGGGGCAUUGCCAUUUUUCCCACUGCCCUUUAGACAUUCCUCUACCAGAGACCCCCCCCCCAACCAGACCCUGGAGGUCUGCAAGCCCCUCAUCCAAAGCUGGUUCCGCUCUGAGAGUGACUCCAGGGCCGGCCACCCUCAUCCCCACGUUAGUUAGAUUGGUGAAUUAGAAUUGGGCCUCUGUGCCAACUCAUUUUCUUUGUUCUCAAUAAAUGUUGGGUUUGGUAAUAAA